Messenger RNA from Notolabrus celidotus (New Zealand spotty), 2078 nucleotides. RefSeq names its product ribose-phosphate pyrophosphokinase 2. The record is from RefSeq and is a predicted model, not a curated record. The coding region runs from base 217 to 1173 and encodes 318 amino acids. Gene Ontology annotation, cellular component: cytoplasm; ribose phosphate diphosphokinase complex. NCBI's taxonomy places the organism in Eukaryota, Metazoa, Chordata, Actinopteri, Labriformes, Labridae. The transcript is spliced from 7 exons. Gene Ontology annotation, molecular function: ribose phosphate diphosphokinase activity; magnesium ion binding. Gene Ontology annotation, biological process: 5-phosphoribose 1-diphosphate biosynthetic process; purine nucleotide biosynthetic process.
UCAGGGGACAGGGACUCUGUCCAAUGAGGGGAGAGCACUUCCCCUCCACGGUGCACACACAGACCUGAUAUUUCCUCUCUGCACACCGCCGCUCCACUGCAAUGCUACAGCUGCAACAUUAGCACGCUCAUUCUCCCUUUUUCACAUUCCCUUUAGUCGUACUUCCUUCACCUCUUUAUUUACUUCUCUCUCCCUGGGUGACACAUUGUUUCGGACAUGCCUAACAUCGUGCUUUUCAGCGGGAGCUCGCACCACGACCUGUCCCAGAAAGUGGCUGAUCGGCUCGGGCUGGAGCUGGGGAAAGUGAUCACGAAGAAAUUCAGCAACCAGGAGACAUGCGUCGAAAUCGGGGAGAGCGUGCGUGGCGAGGACGUGUACAUCGUGCAGAGCGGCUGCGGCGAAAUCAACGACAACCUCAUGGAGCUGCUCAUAAUGAUCAACGCGUGCAAGAUCGCCUCCUCGUCCAGAGUCACGGCGGUGAUCCCGUGUUUCCCUUACGCCAGGCAGGACAAGAAAGAUAAAAGUCGAGCGCCCAUAUCAGCCAAGCUGGUGGCGAACAUGCUUUCGGUGGCCGGAGCCGACCACAUCAUCACCAUGGACCUCCACGCCUCACAGAUCCAGGGUUUUUUCGACAUUGCUGUAGAUAACCUUUACGCAGAACCUGCCGUGCUUCAGUGGAUACGAGAAAACAUUCCUGAGUGGAAAAACUGCAUCAUUGUUUCUCCAGAUGCCGGUGGAGCAAAGCGAGUAACGUCCAUCGCCGACCGUCUGAACGUUGACUUUGCCCUCAUCCAUAAAGAGAGAAAGAAGGCCAACGAAGUGGACCGCAUGGUGCUGGUCGGAGACGUGAAGGACCGCGUUGCCAUCCUUGUGGACGACAUGGCUGACACCUGCGGCACCAUCUGCCACGCCGCAGACAAGCUGAUCGAUGCCGGAGCAGUCAAGGUUUACGCCAUCCUCACACAUGGUAUCUUCUCCGGUCCGGCCAUCUCACGCAUCAACAGCGCCCCGUUCGAGGCCGUGGUCGUGACCAACACCAUCCCACAGGAGGAGAAGAUGAAGGCGUGUCCUAAAAUUCAGGUGAUCGACAUCUCCAUGAUCCUGGCGGAGGCGAUCAGGAGAACCCACAACGGCGAGUCCGUGUCCUACCUCUUCAGCCACGUACCUUUAUAAAGGACCAGAGAGGACUUCCUCCCUUCCUCUCUCUCUCUCCUUCCUCACCCCCUCUUUGAGCCAUUCAGCUGGCACUUCUGUCCACUAGAAAGGCCUGUUAGUUUUUGGCCAGCCCCCCAUGUGACUGUUAAAAGGUCGCGCCUCACAGGAUUGUUGUCUUUGACACCCCCCCCCCCCCGCCCCCCGCCCUGGAGACAAAUAUCACUUCAUCUCUGGAGACCAAGUUUGUAUUUAUGAGUUCCUCUUGUUCUUCUUCGCUUGUUUCAUUUUUGCCGACCACUCACACCCGAGGCCCGGCCUUCACUUUAACCAAAGGGUCCAUUAUGUAACAUUAUGUAUUAUUUGUACCUCACUUUAAAUAAACCAUUCCACCAAGUCAUGUGAUUGGAAAUAUUUUUGCUUUUUAUGCUUCAAAAAGUUAUAAAAAAAAAGAGUUAAAAUCAUUAAAAAAAGCACCUUCCUCCCAAAAGCCUUAACAGCUGCUAAAAGUAUUAAAAUAAUGAAGCUACCCAGAAUGUAAACCUGUGGCUUAAUACAGGUCUCUAUUUUAAAUUUCAUCCCCUCCCCGCUUCUUUUCUUCUUUAUAACUCACUGAAAUCUCCGUCAGGUCCGUUAGUGAUGAAAAGUUUCUCCUGUGAGGUGUUUCGGGUGUGUCACCCAUUUUCAAAAGGUCACGAAAACACAAUGAGCCCAUAGCUUGAUGAUCAUGUUAAUACUUAAUGAAGAGUGAUGUGUAAAAACAAUAAAGAAAUGUCACCACAGCUGUGAUGGGUCACUUCAGUUCAGAUGAGGCAGGUUCCACUGUUUGCCUGGUGGUGGAGUAAUAAAGCAUGAUUGAUGGUAUUUUGUAUGUAACACUUACAGGCUGUUUUGUUAACAAUAAAGCUUUGACAAUGGCUUAAAGA